UAUUAUUAUAGCUGGCAAGAGCUGGCUCUUUAGGCCCAGCACCCUUCAUCUUUGCCUUACCAUAUCUCUCUCUUUUCUCUCUCUCUCUCUCUCAACUAAACUGGGUUGUGGUGGGGGUUAAGAAACCUCUGCUAUAAUCUGAAUUAGGGUUUUUGUAGAAGCAUAAGUUGAAGAAGGAAGGGAUAGAGUUGGGAGGAAAUGAGUGCCUCCAGGUUCAUAAAGUGUGUCACAGUUGGGGACGGAGCGGUGGGCAAGACUUGCAUGCUCAUCUCCUACACCAGCAACACUUUCCCUACGGAUUAUGUGCCAACUGUGUUUGACAAUUUCAGUGCAAAUGUGGUUGUGGACGGGAGCACUGUUAAUUUGGGAUUGUGGGAUACUGCUGGACAGGAAGAUUACAAUAGAUUAAGACCACUGAGCUACCGUGGGGCAGAUGUCUUCCUACUUGCAUUCUCUCUCAUAAGUAAGGCCAGCUAUGAAAAUAUUGCCAAGAAAUGGGUUCCUGAAUUGAGGCAUUAUGCACCUGGUGUUCCAAUUAUUCUUGUCGGAACUAAGCUUGAUCUUCGGGAUGAUAAGCAAUUCUUUGUAGAUCACCCUGGUGCAGUGCCAAUUACCACAGCCCAGGGAGAGGAACUAAAGAAGCUGAUUGGGGCUCCGGUUUACAUUGAGUGUAGUUCAAAAACACAGCAGAAUGUGAAAGCAGUCUUUGACGCAGCCAUUAAAGUGGUUCUCCAGCCACCAAAACAGAAGAAGAAAAAGAAGAGAAAGGCACAGAAGGCCUGUUCUAUAUUGUGAGCAAGGAAAGAAUAGUGUUGGGAAGAAACUGUGACUAAUUAGUCAUUUAUCCAUUAAUGCUCUUCAGUCCCUGUUAUAUUUUUCUGUCCGGAGGAAGCAGCAAGCUGGGCAUCGUAGUUUCGACUGACAGAUGUAGGAGCUCUCUUUAUGCAUCAAGUUCUUUGUUUAUGCUGUCUGGGCAGUGUUCUGAUUUUAUUUGUAUAUUAAUGCUUUGCAUUACGUGUUUGUUAACAUGCUGAACCCUCUUCUCUUUGGGUUUGAUUUCCCUAAUGUAUUGUCUCUAUGUAGUACUGAUAUUUUACUUUUUAAGCCGUAUAAAAUCCACGUCUUGUAACUGAUUUAGUACACGUCAAAUUUCAAGAAUAUAUAUAGAUGGUUAUAUUUUCAUGA
This is a messenger RNA of Prunus dulcis (almond), 1185 nucleotides long. RefSeq names its product rac-like GTP-binding protein 5. Gene Ontology annotation, biological process: regulation of actin cytoskeleton organization; small GTPase-mediated signal transduction; establishment or maintenance of cell polarity. The record is from RefSeq and is a predicted model, not a curated record. Gene Ontology annotation, cellular component: cytoskeleton; cytoplasmic vesicle; cell cortex. Gene Ontology annotation, molecular function: GTP binding; protein kinase binding; GTPase activity. NCBI's taxonomy places the organism in Eukaryota, Viridiplantae, Streptophyta, Magnoliopsida, Rosales, Rosaceae. Bases 199 to 795 code for a protein of 198 amino acids. The transcript is spliced from 7 exons.